Molecule: messenger RNA, 1698 nt
Organism: Desarmillaria tabescens
Lineage: Eukaryota; Fungi; Basidiomycota; Agaricomycetes; Agaricales; Physalacriaceae
Product: kinase-like domain-containing protein
Exons: 6
Coding region: 422-1579 (385 amino acids)
Biological process (GO): protein phosphorylation; signal transduction
Cellular component (GO): cytoplasm
Molecular function (GO): ATP binding; protein kinase activity
Source: RefSeq, a predicted model, not a curated record
UUGACGGGAGGCCCCGACAAUUUUAGAUCUACAAGAAUAAUAAAGCCACCCAGCGAGCUUGGCCCUAACCUCCUUCCGUACCCCUCAAACAUCACACCACCUCUCACAAUAUAUCCUCCGCUCGGCUUUCGUUCGAUAACCCCACAAGCAAACGGCGUCUUCCGUGUCCCAGAGUUCAAUCCUUUACAAGAGAGGAGCGUUCGUGAUCGCGACCGUGACCCUCUGCUGAACGGCCAAGCACCCUCUGAUAAACCGAGACCCAAAAAUAAACGUGUUAAACCUGCUGAUGAGGACCAAGAGGAUGAGGCUAUUCUAGACGUGCUUUUGCCCAGACCAAGAUCAGAACCGGGCAAUGACAUGAACAUCAGUAUAAACAACGUGGUGAAGCAAGUCACCGAAGUCCUUUCCAAAUCAAGUGUACAUGAUCAGCUACUCGGUUUUUCGGCCAAAGAAGCACAGUGCACUUUGGACUUCCUUCAGGAUGUAUGUUGGAAGUCAUGUCUUUGGAACCUUUCAUAAUUUUGGUAAUUUUGGCCAGCUUCUAGAUGUGUCGGGUCUACCAAUGAUAUCCAAGCGCGCCCUUUUCAAAACCUCUCUCAAGUUGACGCGUAUUCACGAUUGUGUACCUCGGUGUCUCAUGCUUAGCGGUUUCGAAAGGACGGAAUAUUACCCAUUUGCCAAAGGUCAUUUUGGUGACCUGUGGAGAGGUAAGGUCGGAGGAAUGGAAGUUGCUGUGAAACAAGGAAGAAUAUACACAAGUGACAAUAAUGUCGAUAAAGUCCUACGGAAAAUAAGACGAGAGGCCAUCAUCUGGAGGCAGUGCGAUCACCCCAAUGUCCUGCCUUUCUACGGCAUUUAUCGUGAUUCUGCCCCUUCUACCUACUGUCUCGUAUCACCAUUCAUGGUCAACGGAUCUCUUCGUCAAUAUAUGAAAAAAACUGAUAAUCCUGAUCGACACAAACUCGCUCUAGACGUUACGCAGGGUAUGAACUACCUACACACGCUAUCCAUCGUCCAUGGAGAUCUUAAAGGGGAUAACAUAUUGAUCACUGACGACGGUAGAGCCGUUAUCGCGGAUUUCGGUAUAUCCUUUGUGAUGGGUGUUACAAGCUUUGCAACGUCGUCGUCACACAGAGGCGGCACUGUAAGAUGGCAGGCGCCAGAAGUUCUCAAUGGUGGCCUGAACACCUUUUCAGCUGACGUAUAUUCUCUAGCAUGUGUGUAUUUUGAGGUGUUUGAUGGGACAAUACCCUGGAGUGACCUCAAAGAUGGUGUCGUCAUCAAGAAUGUAUGCCUCGACAAGAUGCAUCCUCCGUAUCCGAAGCACCUGGGGUCUACUGGACAUGCUGGGUUGUGGUGGGAAGUCAUGACUAAGUGUUGGUCUUAUGAACCUGAGGAUCGACCGACUAUUCUGGAUGUCAGGGCGUCUCUGUACGGGUCAGAGAAUGUGACAACGACCGAGUCGAAAUGGGAUAGAUCUGUCCCAAUACGACUUCGUAAUCAGGCUUUAGCAGGGAAAUUAAUCAUUCCCCCGGGGCUCCCUCAGUUGUUCAAUCUUGGGGGUCGAGCCGUUGUCUGAAAUCCUAUUGCGGCGUUUCUGUUUUCAGCUUGACUGGUUCACUCACCAUUUCUAACUAUUGUAGUUCUGUUUCUGCUGCGGAUUAUCCAAUUAAGGACGAACAGAGGAUAGUUAUAUUC